Lachnellula hyalina is the source of this 924-nucleotide messenger RNA. RefSeq names its product RNA polymerase II holoenzyme cyclin-like subunit (gene SSN8). The transcript is spliced from 3 exons. Gene Ontology annotation, molecular function: cyclin-dependent protein serine/threonine kinase regulator activity. The coding region runs from base 1 to 924 and encodes 307 amino acids. Gene Ontology annotation, biological process: positive regulation of transcription by RNA polymerase II. Lineage: Eukaryota; Fungi; Ascomycota; Leotiomycetes; Helotiales; Lachnaceae. The record is from RefSeq and is a predicted model, not a curated record. Gene Ontology annotation, cellular component: mediator complex; nucleus.
AUGGCUGCCAAUUACUGGGAGUCGACGCAGCGGCGACAUUGGCAGUCCACCCGCGAGCAGCUAGAUGUUCUGCGGAAGAAACUGGAAGAUGAGGAUCAGAAUCUAGUGCAGAUGUACCCUCUUGCCCAGUUGAGACAUCUCAGCAUAUAUUUUAACCAGCAAAUUGGUCGGCUCGCAAAGCGUCUUGGUGUACGACAACAAGCUAUGGCAACAGCACAAUUAUACAUUCGCCGAUUCUAUUCAAAGGUCGAGAUCAGACGGACAAAUCCAUACUUAGUUAUUGCAACAGCAGUAUACCUGGCAUGCAAGAUGGAAGAAUGCCCUCAUCACAUCAGGCUUGUCGUGAGCGAGGGCAGAACAUUAUGGCCAGACUUCUUCAGCAGCGAUACUUCGAAACUGGGCGAAUGCGAAUUCUUCCUUAUAUCCGAAAUGAGCUCCCAGAUGAUAGUACAUCAUCCCUACAGGAGCUUAACCGCACUUCAAGGAACAUUCUCUCUUACUCAAGAGGAGUCUGUUCUUGCUUGGUCUAUCAUAAAUGACCAAUGCAUGACCGACCUGCCUCUCCUAUACGCGCCUCACAUUAUUGCAAUUAUGGCGAUUCUACUUGCUUUGGUGCCUCGGCCAAACCAGACUGGGGCUCAGUCUGCAAACAACUCGGCCGGUAAUAUCGCAAGUGCGGCACAUGCUGCGUUGAGCUCAUUCAGCCAGCCCAAAGCCGGAGCUCCAGAAAAGCAAGGCGGUGGAGCGCGUACAAAACUACAAAGGUUGGCAAACUGGCUUGCGGAAAGCAACAUCGAUAUUGAGGCUAUUGUUGAUUGCACUCAAGAACUCAUUUCAUUCUACGAAGUGUAUGAGCAGUACAACGAGAAGCUCACAAGGGAGCAGAUCAAUCGCUUUGUUAAAGCUCGAGGAUUGGAUAAAUGA